Theobroma cacao (cacao) is the source of this 2735-nucleotide messenger RNA. Its product is annotated as putative beta-D-xylosidase 2. Gene Ontology annotation, molecular function: xylan 1,4-beta-xylosidase activity; alpha-L-arabinofuranosidase activity. Gene Ontology annotation, biological process: arabinan catabolic process; xylan catabolic process. Lineage: Eukaryota; Viridiplantae; Streptophyta; Magnoliopsida; Malvales; Malvaceae. The record is from RefSeq and is a predicted model, not a curated record.
UCCGUUGCAUCACCAUUUCCAUUCUUUGCACAAACUUCACCUAUAUAUAUACCACCACAUUCUCCUUCCGUGGCUUGUACCAUCAGAAAUCCAGCUUCAUUCUUUCCAAAAAGGAAAAAUGGCUAUGGCUAGCACCACCUUAUCCUCACCACCCUUAACCAUUAUUCUCUUCCUUCUCCUCUUGGGUGUUUUUGCUGAAGCUCGUGAUCCGUUUGCUUGCGAUCCAAAAGAUGCAACGACUCCAAACUUGCCGUUUUGCAAGGUUUCGAUGCCGAUAUCGGUUAGAGUGAAAGACCUUCUAGGAAGGUUGACAUUGCAGGAAAAGGUUAGGCUGCUGGUAAACAAUGCUGCAGCUGUUCCACGGCUCGGGAUCAAAGGGUACGAAUGGUGGUCCGAGGCUCUUCAUGGCGUCUCCAAUGUGGGCCCGGGAACCAAGUUCGGUAGGGCCUUCCCUGCGGCCACUAGCUUCCCUCAAGUAAUCACAACCGCUGCUUCUUUCAAUGCCACAUUAUGGGAAGCCAUCGGACGGGUUGUGUCGGACGAGGCAAGAGCGAUGUACAACGGAGGCAUGGCUGGGCUCACAUACUGGAGCCCGAAUGUCAACAUUUUCAGAGACCCACGGUGGGGCCGUGGACAGGAGACUCCAGGUGAAGAUCCAGUGUUGGCCGGUACGUAUGCGGCCAGCUACGUGAAGGGCUUACAGGGAAAUAACGGUGACCGGUUAAAGGUGGCGGCUUGCUGCAAGCACUUCACUGCCUACGACCUCGAUAACUGGAAUGGAGUUGAUAGGUUCCACUUUAAUGCCAAGGUAAGCAAGCAGGACAUUGAGGAUACAUUCGACGUACCGUUCAAAAUGUGUGUAAAGGACGGCAAUGUGGCCAGUGUUAUGUGCUCUUACAAUCAGGUGAAUGGUGUCCCCACCUGCGCCGACCCUAAUCUCCUAAAGAAGACCGUACGGGGUCAAUGGAAACUCAACGGGUACAUUGUUUCAGAUUGUGAUUCAGUUGGGGUCUUCUAUAAUACCCAACAUUACACAUCAACACCUGAACAAGCAGCUGCAGAUGCCAUCAAAGCAGGUUUGGACUUGGACUGUGGACCAUUCUUGGCGCAACACAGUGAAGAUGCAGUAAAAAGAGGCUUGUUGAAUGAGGCUGACGUUAAUACAGCCCUGUCAAAUACGCUUGCAGUCCAGAUGAGACUUGGCAUGUUUGACGGUGAGCCAUCUGCACAAGCAUUUGGGAACUUAGGGCCAAAAGAUGUGUGCACCCCAGCUCACCAAGAGCUCGCCCUUGAAGCUGCAAGACAAGGCAUUGUUCUGCUUAAAAAUCACGGCCCUUCAUUGCCUUUAUCCCAUCUCCGUCAUCGCACCGUCGCUGUCAUUGGGCCUAACUCCAAUGCCACUGUUACCAUGAUUGGGAACUAUGCUGGCGUUGCAUGUAGAUACACAUCUCCUUUGCAAGGAAUAGGAAAUUACGCGAAGACAAUCCACCAACUCGGAUGUGCAGACGUAGCUUGCGCAGAUGACAAGUUAUUUAGUGGGGCAAUUGAUGCUGCCCGUAAAGCAGAUGCAACGGUUCUCGUAAUGGGGCUUGACCAAUCAAUUGAAGCAGAAUCCAGAGACAGGACAGGGUUGCUUUUGCCCGGGCGCCAACAGGAUCUUGUUUCCAAAGUAGCCAUGGCUUCUAGGGGUUCAACCAUACUAGUUUUGAUGUCCGGUGGGCCAAUCGACGUGUCUUUCGCUAAGAAUGACCCACGAAUUGGUGCAAUUUUGUGGGCCGGCUACCCGGGCCAAGCCGGAGGAGCCGCCAUAGCUGAUGUAUUAUACGGAACAACCAAUCCAGAGGGCAAGCUGCCAAUGACAUGGUACCCACAAGAAUAUGUCUCGAAUUUGCCAAUGACAGACAUGGCCAUGCGUUCAAGGCCGAUUAAAAAUUACCCUGGAAGAACUUACAGGUUCUACAAAGGUCCAUUAGUGUACCCAUUCGGCCAUGGACUGAGUUACACCAACUUUGUUCAUACGAUAGCUAGUGCACCCAAAGUUGUCACGGUCCCUCUAGAUGGCCGCCAUCAUUCAGGAAACACAACCGUUUCAGGCAAGGCAAUUAAAGUCAAUCAUGCAAAAUGCAACAAGCUCACCAUAGGUCUUCAAGUAGACGUAAAAAAUACGGGGUCCAAGGACGGGACUCACACAAUGCUCGUAUUUUCGACGACACCUGCAGGGCAUUGGGCUCCGCAGAAGCAGCUGGUGGCCUUUGCGAAAGUGCGUGUUCCAGCUGGGGCUCAACAACGAAUUGGAAUCAACAUCCAUGUGUGCAAGUUUUUAAGUGUUGUGGACGGGUCCGGGGUUCGAAGAAUUCCGAUUGGUGUACACAAUCUCCACAUUGGUAACGUUAAGCAUUCCGUAUCCCUUCAGGCUGCAACUUUAGGGGUGAUCAAAUCCUAGGUUUUUCCAGGAGAAAGGGGAAUGCCAGUCUGCCAUUUCUAAACAAUGGCAAAUUCAAUCCUUUGUUAAUUUGCAAGUGUUAAAAUUUCUUCCAUUAUAGUUGAAUGAUAAUGUCAGUCCACAGCAAAGAAAAGAAAGGUGAAAAAAAAAAUUCCUAAAGCAUUAGGAUUAUUUCAUAGAAAAGAAGAAGCUUACCUAAUUUUGUGAAGGGAGAACUUGUCUCAAUUUAGUUGUAAAAGGAAGAAGCACACACCCAAUCUGGGUUAUUCAUUGUUUGUACUAUUAAAUUUCA